GAGAAGGAAGAAAAUUGAAACAGCAGAAAAAGGUUCAAUACCAGCUAGGAACGGUCAACGGCAGCUUAACUUCAUUCGUAUCUGAACCUUACAACGUGAAGGACGUGCACACAGCAGAAGUGAGCAAACAAGCCCUUCAAAACCUACAAAAAAAUAAAAACAACGUAAAAUUCUCACCAAAAGAGAAAACAAAGACACACAGAGAGAGAGAAGGAGUAAUGUUAGUGCGCCAAGAGAAUUCGUGAGAAACCCUAUGUGACGUAGUGGCAUAUCGUGUGUGCGCGAGUGUUCGUUUGCUUAUUUUUGCGCAAAAUUAUUUGUGUAUCCCAAGGAUUGUUAUAGAAACCGCCGAUAGAAAGCAUAGCGAAUACGUAAUACCAAAAGAAAAAGAACGCACUCUCUCUACGUCCACACUCGGAAAAGCAAAAUAAAAAUUUGUAAAUUUCAUAGAAUUUAACCGAAAACAAGUUACAAAGAAAUUCAACUGUGUCUAUCUGAAUAAAACAAAAACUAAACGCAAAAAUGUCGGAAAACUCAUCGGAAUAUUUGAAACGCACCUGCCUCAUUUGCGGCUGUCACACGAACCAGACGAUUAACAUUUAUGAGCCUCGCAGUGGACCAAAUAUUGUUCAGCUCAUACAGGCGAAAUUCAAAUUCCAGCCUCUAAACGAAGACAAAUACCUGUGCUUCAGUUGUAAUAAUUGGCUCAUCAAUUGGCACUCGCUGCAAGCCUUGAACAGCAAUGACGCGGAGAGUCCUUCGGGCACCUUUCGAUCCCAUCUAAAUAGCGGCAAUGUAAUGCAGGAUGAGAAAAGUUCCGGUUCCAAAAAGCAAAUCGCUGUAUGUCGGCCCAUUGCUCGAGUCAGUCCCCAACAGAAGAUGCAGUCCAGUGCCGAACAAUCUCAAUCACCAGUAGCCACAACUUCCAACACCAGUGACCAACCGCAAGAUAUAACAAUGGCCAGUUCGGAGGCUGUAGUGGAUGAAGCCGAUCUCAAACCCAGUCAUAAAAUCAAUUUCAAUAAACGCAAUUUCCGCAUGCAACUGGCUCGGCGUGGUCGUUUACAACACAAGAAUAUGAUGAUGUGCCCUUGUGGCAAAAACAUUGUGAUACGUACCAACUCAACCAAGAACUUAAAGGCCAAGUCUUUAUCAGCUCAGCCAAAGUGUCGCCAAUGUCGGGAACAAACUCGCAUGAGAGUCAACUACAUGCGCAGCAUAGUUCAAGUCGAACAAGAAUUGGCCAUACGUGAGGCUCCCUUGUAUGCGACUGAAAGACAACACAGACAAACAGUUGAAACCGAACAACCACCCCAGCAACGGCUCCACCUACCAAAGCCAACAGUCGAUGGCAAAGUUGUUGCCAUGUUGCGACGCUUGGGAACUAACUUGUCGCGCGAAUUUCGCAACGGAAACGGAAACAACGCUACCGCAGCAGAGCAGCUACCACAAAUUAUGAGUCCAACAAAACCCAAGUCUCCCAAGUGGUUGAGACCCCUUGAAGACGAUGAGAUUUUAUUGAACUUCGAUGCAAGCAUAUCGGAAGUCCUCCCCUCCCUGUCGGAUCAACUUACACACGUUAGUUCAAUGGUGGCACGAAAAAAGCUGACGUUUCAGGUUUCCGAAACUGCGGAAGUAAUUGAUCUGUGCGAAGAAGCAGAAGACAUUGCGGACGACACGCACAACCCUGACGACAAAUGCUCGCAGGGGUUGCAACAACUAGAUUGCCCAGAUUUUGUGGCAAGUUUCAAAUUACCAGAAGGACUCUCAAUAACACUGGCUUAAGCAGAGCCCCCGCUUGAAAGCGUAGAAUUGAAAAUUCAAUCAACCAACCAAAAAUUAACCAACACAAACGUAGUCAAAUUUUUAGUCUUGUAAAAUCGCACUUAAACGCUAGAAAUAAAACCGCCCGUGGUGGGAGGGUCUAAAAAAUGCCGUUAAUCGUUAAGAACAACAAAUACCGCUUGUAUAAAAAGAACAAAUUUCGCUGUAGUACUUUAGAAAUGAUGUUGCCAUUAUUAAGUUCAUCCAAAAACUUGAUUUAGUCAAACCGUACACACUGCGGGUACUCAUAUACAUAUAUGAAUGGAAUGUGUGUGUGUAUUUAUAAUUUUGUACAUUUAAUUAGUUCAAUUUGUUAUUUCUGUAUAUAUAGAUAUAUAUUUACAAUAGUGUCUACACCAACAAACAUUCAUACUUUGUGUAUCUUUUCACUUGAGUUGUACAUAUUUGAUUCCAUUAUUUAGUUUAUUUAAAAAUAUUUAAUUUAGUUUGUUAUUUUAUACAACGUUUAUGUACCUUAAGUUAAACGCCAUCAUUGGGAUAUUAAGAAAAACAAAAAUCACACACUAAGACAAAAAAAAAAAACGAGAAACGAGAAACCUUCUAUAGAAUACAAAAUGAAAUUAUUAACUGAAA
Messenger RNA from Musca domestica (house fly), 2418 nucleotides. RefSeq names its product protein phyllopod. The coding region runs from base 523 to 1785 and encodes 420 amino acids. The transcript is spliced from 2 exons. Gene Ontology annotation, cellular component: nucleus. Lineage: Eukaryota; Metazoa; Arthropoda; Insecta; Diptera; Muscidae. Gene Ontology annotation, molecular function: zinc ion binding. The record is from RefSeq and is a predicted model, not a curated record.